AUGGUUCAUGAAACAGCAGCCAGAUACCUUGUUCGCAACGGCACGAUCAAUCUCGUAGAGGAGCAUAUAAACAUGGCCCUCUUUUGCUGUCGCUACCUAUCCUCUCGGCCUUUUACUACAGGCAAGAGCCAAAGUAUCAGUGCCGAUGUCCAUUCAGGUUAUUUUGGGCUCUUGGAUUAUGCUGCUGCCCACUAUAUCGUCCACAUACGGGAGAUUGAGACCUCAGAGGUUUCGACAUACUCAGCCUCAAGAUUGGAGGCUGUCAAGGCAGCAGUAGUUGGUUUGGCUAAAGCCAAUUGCAAAGAGAUUUCACUCCAAGCAGAACAGAGUGAUAAGACAACUAAAGACUUGAACUUGGCCAUUGAGGGUAAUGUGCUCACUGUGCGAGCCCUUAUCGUUGGCUACGCUUCGUCAAAGCGACUGGAAAGUCAUAAUGAGGCCUUUCAUCACACCACAUCCGAAGCCAAGGCCAAAGCUGUCUUUCCUGCUGAACUUGAGACUGGGGAAUGGAAUCUUUACGAGGCUUGCAAAGGUGGUAAUCUCGAUGAAGUUAAAAAGUUCCACCGUGAGGGCGUUGAUCUCAACAGCACUCACCUAGAGGCCGUCUCACCAUUGUGUGCUGCUGUUGAGGCUGGGCAUGGUCAUGUUUGCAGGUACUUCAUCGAUAACGGAGUUGACCCUUUUCGUCAGGUAUCUAACAAAAUGGCCUCUCGAACUGCAGUCGCUUCGGCGAUUUACCGAGAACAUCUGGAGAUUUUGGAAUUCUUUCUGUAUAGCGGCAGUAGCCUAGAUGAUUCACUCUUGGCUGAAAACAUUGCCUACGCGAUACACUCGAACCGCUCAGCCGCCUUGAACAUGCUUUUGACCGCAAGACAGCCAAAGUAA
Molecule: messenger RNA, 885 nt
Organism: Fusarium odoratissimum NRRL 54006
Lineage: Eukaryota; Fungi; Ascomycota; Sordariomycetes; Hypocreales; Nectriaceae
Exons: 3
Coding region: 1-885 (294 amino acids)
Molecular function (GO): protein binding
Source: RefSeq, a predicted model, not a curated record